Molecule: messenger RNA, 1563 nt
Organism: Lycium barbarum (goji berry)
Lineage: Eukaryota; Viridiplantae; Streptophyta; Magnoliopsida; Solanales; Solanaceae
Exons: 2
Coding region: 1-1563 (520 amino acids)
Source: RefSeq, a predicted model, not a curated record
AUGACCACAAUGUUGGAACGAUCCAUGAGGACCAUCCUCACUGGCACAGGCCUGAGCUAUGACGAUUUGUGUAUGCAUCCCAACUCGAAUUUACCCGAGGGCCUCACAGUACCUCGUUUCGAGUUGUUCAAUGGGACGGGCAAUCCUAAAGAGCAUCUGCGGGCCUACUGUGACCAAUUAGUUGGUGUCCGAGAUAACCAAGCACUCAUCAUGAGGUUGUUCAGCCGAAGCUUAACCGGAGAAGCCUCAGAAUGGUUCAUGGCACAAGACACGAUGCAAGACAUACUACGUUGGGUAACAUGGGAAGACAUGGUUGCGGCUUUCAUGGAAAGAUUCUGUUUUAAUAUGAAGACAGUGUCGAAUAGAUACUAUUUGGAUAAAGUAAAACAAAAGUCCACCAAAAACUUCUGCGAAUAUGCAAGCAGGUGGAGAACAGAGGCUGCCCGAGUACAACCUCCUAUGGGCGAAGAAGAACUUGUGUCGGUUUUCAUCCGUUCACAGGAAAUAGAUUUCUAUGAAGGAAUGCUUUCAAUGGCAGGAAGACCUUUCUCUGAAUUGGUCAAAAUGGGAGAGGCCAUAGAAGAUGGUCUCAAGACCGGCCGAAUCAUAAGCAUUACCGGAAAAUCCACUGGUUCAAGCUCAAUCGGGUUCAUGCACAAAAAGAAGGAAGACGUGGAUAGCAUAUCCUACACUCCUAGUCCCAAACCCAAAAGAAGGGAAGGUUUCCCGAUGGAGGCCUACGCUUCACCUCCCCCAAAUACCUACAUACGCACCCCUUACAACACGGUGCCCGUAUAUUACGCGCAACAAACCUUCCAAUCACCUCCCCCAAAUUACCAAGCUCCACAGCCAAAUUAUAAAACUCCCCCACCCACUUACCGUACCCCACAAAAUAACCAACCCAAUACCUACCAGAAUCAACCACCACCAAAUUCUUAUAAUGUGCCACGUUCGAAUUUCGAAAAGAAACUCCCUCAGGUAUUCACUCCGCUGAUAGAAUCUCGGGCUAAUUUAUUCAAAAGAUUAAGCGCAGCUGGGAUGAUCCAGGCGCUUCCCCUAAAGGUUGUCGAUCCAAAGAACCUAUUUUACCAAGCUGACCAUACAUGUGCCUAUCAUUCCAAUGGCAUUGGACACAGUACUGAGGAUUGCAUUUACCUCAAGUACAAGAUACAUGACCUGAUUGAACGGAAGGAAAUUGUGCUCGAAACGGCCCUUCCAAAUGUGAACACUAACCCUUUGCUAAACCAUGGCAACAAUGUGAUUCACAUGAUUGAGAGAGAAGAAGAUAGGGUCGCAGAAAGGCCCACAACCCAUAAUUUUGUUGUGAAAGAGUUUGAAUACACUGUGGCGUCAUUAUCUUUGCUAGAAUGCCCGCAAUUCAAGGUAUUGGAUGAAGCUCAUGUUCCAGCUGGAGCAAGCAGCGAAAAUCUGGCCGAAAUGGUCGCUCAUGAUAUGAAGGAAUAUCAAAUCACCUUCACAGAGAAGGAGUUGCCCAAGGAAGGUACAAAUCACAACAAAGCGUUGCACAUCACUAUCAUGUGCCGCAACAAAGUGGUAACUUAA